Drosophila pseudoobscura is the source of this 2941-nucleotide messenger RNA. RefSeq names its product zinc finger protein 883-like. Gene Ontology annotation, molecular function: DNA-binding transcription factor activity, RNA polymerase II-specific; RNA polymerase II cis-regulatory region sequence-specific DNA binding; zinc ion binding. Lineage: Eukaryota; Metazoa; Arthropoda; Insecta; Diptera; Drosophilidae. The transcript is spliced from 2 exons. Gene Ontology annotation, cellular component: nucleus. Bases 505 to 2439 code for a protein of 644 amino acids. The record is from RefSeq and is a predicted model, not a curated record. Gene Ontology annotation, biological process: regulation of transcription by RNA polymerase II.
UUUUUUUUCGUCUAUCAUGACAAAUGCUAGAAAAAUGAGUACUGGGUAUAAAAGAAGACCUCGUUUAUUAUUUACACAGUUAGCAUUAAGAAACAAAAGAUAUAGGUCUCAAUUUUUUCCCCCCCACGAAAAGAACGACCGGACCUUUUCAAACGUUUCUGGCAUUUUCUUAGCCAGUGACCAAUGACCAAAGGCAGUUUCGAGCUCUGUCUGUCUGUUCUGGUGUCCAAAUGAGUUACACACCAGUUACCAUAAGAGCAAGAAAAAUAAUGCGGGAAUGAAUGCCACAUCGAAACAUUUUGACAUACCAUUACUUUCCAUGUAUGACUACCGGUAUCCUAAUAGAAUGUAUUGAUUCCAAGUGUACUUAAAUUCUCCAGUUACUAACAAAAACUGACCAGUUUUUUUCCGCGUUCUUACAGCAAGUCUUCAAUUCAAAUUAUUACUAUAACCUAGAUAAAAACUAUUUCACAACUAAAAUAAUUUAAUUCUAUACGCCCUCUGAUGCCUUUCGCGCCUUGCGUGCUAAUUUUUGCGCUUUACAGCUCGAUUUCGUAUGUAUUCAGCUCCAUGCUAAAUACGAACCAAAAUCGAAUCGUACAUAUUAUAUUCAUAUGUACAACCCUAUACCUACCCUCAGCUAAAGUUGGACAAGGAAGAAAAGCCAAUAAAAAGACAAUGGAGAAAAUAUGCAGAGUUUGCAUGCGAAAUUCUGGACCAUUCGCAAGUAUUUUGGAUGAGACACAAAAAUCGGAGUGCGCAGGAUACGUGGUUAGGCAAGGCGAUUCACUAACAGAAAAUAUAUGUUCGCCUUGCCUAGAGGCUACAGUGAAUGCAUUCAAUCUUAAGGAAACUUGUGAGCAGAGCCAUGAACGCAGUUUUCCAGUGGUGCAGGAGAAUAAAGAAGACUUUUCCGAUAGUCAGGAAGAUGAGGACUGGGAACCGUCAGAUAGUGAAAGUGACCAGAGUGAAAAACAUUUUCAAACCGAUCAAGAUGGUAGCGAUAACACUGAUAAAAGUGAUAACGCUGAUAAAAUUGAUAGCACUGAUAAUACGGAUCAAAUUGAUAACACUGAUAAAAUUGAUAGACCACAUAAAUGUUCUCACUGCUCGAAGUCAUUUAAAGACGCAUCCUAUCUCAAAGUUCACAUGCGAACUCACACGGGCGAGCGACCGUAUAAGUGUUCUCAUUGCUCGAAGUCUUUCUCUCACUCCGGAACUCUUCGGCUUCACAUCCGUACGCACACGGGAGAACAACCCUACAAAUGCAUAUUCUGCUCAAAGAAAUUUCGACUCAAAUCCAAUCUUCAAACUCACACCCGUAUGCACACAGGGGAUCGACCCUUCAAAUGUUCCCACUGCUCGAAGUCUUUUGCACAAAAAUAUAAUCUUGAUAGACACACCCGUACACACACGGGUGAUCGACCCUUCAAAUGUUCCCAAUGCCCGAUGUCAUUUACACAAAAAUUCGAACUCAAGAUACACAUCCGUAGUCAUACGGGAGAACGACCUUAUAAGUGUUCCCACUGCCCUAAGUCCUUUGCCCGAUCCGAUUGCCUCCGAAUUCAUUUGCGCUUGCACAAGGAUGAACGAACCUACAAAUGUAGUUACUGCUCGGAGUCAUUUCAAGAAAAAUCCGACCUCCAAAGACACAGCCAUACUCACAGCUGGGAACGGCCGUAUAAAUGUUCUUCCUGCUCAAAAACUUUCGUACAUAAGUCUAAACUUGAUAGACACACCCUUUCUCACACAGGUGAACGACCCUACCAAUGCACUCAGUGUUCGAAAUCAUUUCCAGACAAAUCUAACCUAGAGAUACACAACCGCACUCACACGGGCGAGCGACCGUACAAGUGUACCCACUGCUCCAAGUCUUUUCCUCACGCUGGAACUCUCCGCAAUCACAUCCGUACGCACACUGGGGAACGACCCUACAAAUGCCCUGAGUGCUCGAUGUCAUUCACACGGAAUUCCGAACUUAAACAACACAGUCGAACUCACACGGGGGAGCGACCGUACGAGUGUUCUUACUGUCCGAUGUCGUUUAAACAACUCGCCCAUCUUCAAAUACACACCCACACCCACACAGGUGAGCGGCCCUUUAAAUGCUCUCGUUGCCCGAAGUCGUUUCCAGAAAAAUCCACUCUCAAUGUGCACAUCCGGACUCACACAGGGGAACGACCGUACAAGUGUACCCGCUGCUCUAGUUCUUAUGCUCACGCCACUUCUCUUCGAGAUCAUAUACUUUGGCACACGGAUGAACGACCAUUCGAAUGCCCUGAAUGUCCAAUGGCUUUUAUACAAAAAUACAAACUUGAUAGACACAUCCUUACUCACACAGGAGAACGACCCUUCCAGUGCUCUCACUGUUUGAAGUCAUUUAAUCAAAAUUCCCAUCUCAAAAUACACUUCCGAACUCAUAGAGAAUAUUCACCCUAAGUCUACUUUAAAUAACUAAUUUAAAUACAAAACCCAAACCUACCAAAGACAUACACUAACUCUCACAACCAAUGACUUGUGUCCCAUUCCGGUACUAUCUGGUAUCUCACAAUCUCGUAAGCACCCUGAGGAUUGCUUGCAUGCGAAGCUAGGAAAAACAGAUAAGCUCUGAUUGCUCCAGACAAAGGACACCUUUCGGCCCACUAGUUAAGUCUGUGAAUGUGUCCUUUGCCUCAAGCAGGUUAUAGAUCUGCAUGCAAAUAAAUUCCUAUGAAAUCCUUUUUUUUUGUCUUUGACAAAUCAAAAUUAAAAUGAAAUUUAAAAUUGUUCACCAACUUAAAAAGAAAAUAAUUAAUAAUCAUUUGUUUAUUUCUUCAUGGAUUCGCAAAGGGUAUUUAAAUUAAGAAUAUGGGAUAUAUAAAAUUUACUUGGAUAAAUUCAAUUGGAUCUAUUUAUUAAGAUUUUAAAUUAUAAAAUAAAAACUUUAUUAUGACAUUUAAUU